Trematosphaeria pertusa is the source of this 4679-nucleotide messenger RNA. RefSeq names its product beta and beta-prime subunits of DNA dependent RNA-polymerase. Gene Ontology annotation, biological process: DNA-templated transcription. NCBI's taxonomy places the organism in Eukaryota, Fungi, Ascomycota, Dothideomycetes, Pleosporales, Trematosphaeriaceae. The record is from RefSeq and is a predicted model, not a curated record. Gene Ontology annotation, molecular function: DNA-directed RNA polymerase activity; DNA binding. The transcript is spliced from 2 exons. Bases 124 to 4554 code for a protein of 1476 amino acids.
CGCAAACUGUGACUCUGACGGCGAAUGAUGCGUCACGACGACGGAACAAUGGAACUGCUGCUUACGUCCCUUCGAUAGCACCUACUCCUGGCUUGAGGCGGCACAGCAACCCGCAGUCGAAACAUGGCGACGGCGAUGGCGACGGCACCGCAGACGCAGGCGCACGCAAAGCAGCAGGUCGUGGACAAGGUGCCCGCGCGCAUCAAGCACAUCCAGUUUGGCAUCUACUCCAACCAGGACAUCGUCAACCAGGCCGUCCUCGAGGUCUCGGAUCGCAAUGUCUACGACCUCGCCCCCGCCGCCGACAAUACGCGCACCCUCACGGCCCAUGGCCCCAUGGACAUCCACAUGGGCGUAUCGAGCAAGACGGCCAAGUGCGGCACCUGCAGAGAAGGCCUGGACAAGUGCAACGGCCACUUCGGCCACAUCAAGCUCGCCCUGCCCGCCUUCCACGUCGGAUACCUCAAGCACAUCAUCGAAGUGCUGAAUUGUAUAUGCAAAGACUGCUCGCGCGUGCUGCUGGACGAGGUCGAGCGCCGCCGCUUCCUGCGGAGCAUGCGGCGCCCGGACAUGGACAACCUGCAGCGCUCUGGCAUUUCUAAGAAGAUCAUGGAGGAGUGCCGCAAGAAAAAGCUGUGUCCGUACUGCGGCGCUCUCAACGGAACAGUGCGCAAGGUCCCGGGCCACCCAUUGAAGAUCAUACACAACCGCUACGACGCAUACAACCGGUCGACGGCCAAGUCCAAGAAGCCGCCCACCGGCAAGGUCGAGUUUGACCAAUCAUUCGACACCGCCAAAACCGCCAAUCCCGACGUCGACAAGCACUUGAAGAAGGCCGUCGACGACAUGCACCCCUUGCGAACCCUGAACCUCUUCAAGAAGAUCUCGCCCGAGGACUGCGAGCUGCUGGCCAUGAUCCCAGAGGACGCCCGGCCCGAGAUGCUCAUCUGGGAGUACGUGCCGGUGCCACCCGUAGCCAUUCGACCGUCGGUGAUGCAGGAAGCGGGCGCGACAGAAGACGACAUCACCAACAAGAUCGGCGACAUCUGCCAUGUUAGUGGCAUCAUUCGCGCCGGCCUGGCCCGCGGAUUUCCGCUUCAAAUACUCAUGGAGCAGUGGGAUUUCCUGCAGCUGCAGAUCGCCAUGUACAUCAACAGCGAUGUCCCUGGUCUGAAGCAGCAAGGCCUUCAGAAGACCAUGCGCGGUUUCUGCCAGAGGUUGAAGGGCAAAGGAGGGCGCUUCCGGCAGAAUCUUUCGGGAAAGCGUGUUGACUUCUCCGGACGUACCGUCAUCGGACCUGAUCCCAAUCUCGGUAUCGACGAGGUAGCCGUGCCCGAACGCGUCGCAAAGAACCUGACAUAUCCUGAGAAGGCGACCAGGUACAAUAUAGAGAAGCUCCGGAAGCUUGUGAGGAAUGGUCCCUACAAACAUCCCGGCGCAAACUACGUCUUGCCUCAGGCGGGGCGGAAGACUAUGCUCGCCAUCCUGACCCGCGGAGAGACGAAAGGGGAGAAGCUUCGCAUUGCUGCAGAUAGGCUUCGGAUCGGCGACAUAGUCGAGCGACACAUAGAGGACGGGGAUAUUGUGCUUUUCAACCGCCAGCCCUCACUUCACAAGCUGAGUAUUCUCAGCCAUCGAGCCAAGGUGCGUCCGUGGCGGACAUUCCGACUGAACGAGUGCGUCUGCAAUCCGUACAAUGCCGACUUCGAUGGCGAUGAGAUGAACUUGCACGUUCCUCAGACCGAAGAGGCGCGCACCGAGGCGAUUGAGCUCAUGGGCGUCAAGUACAAUCUCGCCACUCCGAAAAACGGAACGCCCAUCAUUGCGGCCAUUCAGGACUUCAUCACAGCUGCCUAUCUGCUAAGCAGCAAGAAUAACUUUUAUGAUAGGAGAACCUUCUGCCAGAUUUGCAACUACAUGUUCAAUGGCGAAGGGGCCUAUGACCCCGAUACGGGCGAGAAACUGCCCAUCGAAAUCCCGCUACCUACCGUCCUCAAGCCUCAAGCUCUGUGGACGGGAAAACAGGUGUUCAACGUUCUAAUGCGACCCAACAAGAAGUCUAGGGUACUCGUCAAUCUCGAAGCAGCCGGAAAACAGUUCAAGCACGCCGCCGGAGUGGCACCGGACCUCAAUGAGAACGACGCGUACUUGGUGAUUCGAAAUUCUGAAGUCAUGUGCGGUGUCAUGGACAAGGCCACAGUCGGCGAUGGCAAGAAAGACUCUGUCUUCUACGUUAUGAUGCGAGAUUUUGGUCCCGACCACGCGGUCCAAGGCAUGAAUAGGCUCGCCAAGCUUUCGGCGCGCUGGCUUACCAACAACGGCUUCUCCAUUGGCAUCAGCGACGUCACUCCUGGAGAGAUGCUCAAUCGCAAGAAGCAAGCCUUGAUCGAGGAAGCGUAUGCCAAGUGUGACAAGUUGAUCAAGGAUUUUAAAGAAGGCAAGCUGCAGCGAGAUCCAGGCUGUGAUGAAGAGCAGACCAUGGAGAACAGAAUUGGUGGUAUUCUGUCCGGAGUGCGCCAAGAAGCUGGUGACAUUUGCUUCGACGAGCUCAGCAGAUGGAAUGCUCCUUUGCUCAUGGCAAAGUGCGGAUCCAAGGGUUCCAAUAUCAACGUCUCUCAGAUGGUUGCCUCGGUGGGGCAGCAGAUGAUUGGCGGCGCACGAGUCGCAGACGGAUUCCAGCACAGGACCUUGCCUCAUUUUCCAAAAGCUGCGCGCCAGCCGGCAUCCAAGGGGUUCGUCAGCAACAGUUUCUUCUCCGGUCUCUCGCCUACAGAAUUCAUCUUCCACGCCAUGAGCGGUCGUGAAGGUCUAGUCGAUACCGCUGUCAAGACCGCAGAAACCGGCUACAUGAGUAGACGGCUGAUGAAGUCUCUCGAAGACCUCGCCGCGCAGUACGAUAAUACCGUGCGGAACUCGUCGGGAACGGUCGUGCAAUUUCAAUACGGAGACGACAACCUCGAUCCUGUCGACAUGGAAGGCAAGGCGAAGCCUGUCAAUUUCGACCGUACUUUUUCGCAUGCCGUAACCUCAACCUGGGACAAUGCAGAGCCCAGCCUCACCCCGGAAGAUGUCAGAAACCACACACUGACCAAGCUGAAUACCGAACGCUCUAAAUAUACGCGUUAUAAGCUCGAUGCAGUGACGGUACUCGACCCCAAUGACAAGAGCGAUAUGAGCAUUGAUCAGCAUGAGUCAGUCCGUGAUUUUCUCGACACGGUGCAGGACUAUGUCUUCAAGAAGGCGCAAAAGCUUGAGACCACCCUUGUCCAUCUCGGCGUGUCUGAGGCUUCCGCCACUCGAAAGAAGCGGUCUCCCGAAGAAGCUGAGAAGUUUGGCCUCGCCGAUGGCAUUGCAAAGAUUUCUCAGAGUGCACUCGAUGAGUUCCUCACCCUCUGCCUAACCAAGUACAGCCGCUCUAAGGUGCAACCUGGUCACGCAGUGGGUGCCAUAGGUGCCCAGUCAAUCGGCGAACCGGGCACGCAGAUGACGCUCAAGACGUUCCAUUUUGCUGGUGUUGCAGGUAUGUCCAUCACUCAGGGUGUCCCGCGUAUCAAGGAAAUCAUCAAUGCUUCAACAAACAUCUCCACGCCCGUCAUCACAUGCGAACUCUCAAACAGGGUCUCCGAAAGCGCGGCGCGAAUGGUCAAGGCGCGGGUUGAGAAGACGUAUCUUCGGGACAUCAUCUCAUACGUCGAAGACGUCUGGCACCCUAACGGAGCCUACAUCGCAAUGCGCAUCGACUGGGACACGGUCAACAAGCUCUCCGUUGACAUCCAGGCCUUCGAUAUCAGCUCAGCCAUCAACAAGUACAGGCCCCUCAAGUGGGGCAAAAACGGCACCAGCAUCCGCAUCAGCUCCUCGCUCAUCCGCGUCGAGGUCCCCGACCCCAGCGCCGCCCGAAAGCGCUCCGCCGCCAAACCCAACAAGAACCAGAAAGAAUACUUCGAGCGCGUCCAGCAGGUCAAAGCUCUCAUCCCUGACGUCGUCAUCAAAGGCUACCCCGACUGCCAGCGCGCCAUCAUCAAGAAGGAAACCUCCCCCAACGAAAAAGGCGAAUACGAAUGCCAGCUCCUCGUCGAAGGCUACGGCCUGAAGAACUGCAUGACGACCCCCGGCAUCGAGCCCUACAAGACGAAAUCAAACCACGUCAUGGAAGUCCGCGACGCGCUCGGCAUCGAGGCCGCGCGCGCAACCAUCGUCAGGGAAAUUAGCUCCGUUAUGGGCAACAUGGACAUCGAUCCGCGCCACAUGCAGCUCCUGGCCGACGUGAUGACUUUCAAGGGGGACGUCUACGGCAUCACGCGGUUCGGGCUGCAGAAGACGCGGGAUAGCGUGCUGCAGCUUGCCAGCUUUGAGAAGACGCCGGACCAUCUGUUCGAGGCGGCAGCAAAGGGCAAGAUCGAUAACAUUGAUGGAGUGUCGGAGUGUAUUAUUAUGGGGCAGAGCGUUAAGUUGGGGACGGGAGCUAUGCAGGUUAUCCGGCCGCUGAAUCUGCAGGAGGACGACGUGGGGCCCAAGAGGACCUUGUUUGAGGAGGGCUGGGAUGCUUUGUAGAGGACACAAGCGUAUUUGAGAAAAGCAUGGCUUGGCGUUCUUUGAUGAUCUGGGAAAGGUAUCGUCACCUAAAGGCAUAGCGAUGGACGUUUGGGUUCUAAUCUGAUAUUCACAAUAAACUCCAU